AUGGUGCGCCUUCUGAAUAUCGCUGCCAUCUUCUUCGCUGGUUUUGUUACUGUCCAAGGAUGCACUCAUUGCCAGUGCUUGUACAAUGAUGGCUCUCACUGCUGCGUUCAGGAGUUACCCUCGGGGGCCGAGGCUGACUGUCACGCCCUCUGUGCUAAGGCGCAGCAGGCAGGCCCUAAUCAGUUUCAGCCUGGACCUUCUUGCAACGGUGGUGGCAAGAACACUUGCGUUAGUACCUGGAACGCCCAUGGCCGGAAAAAGUGCUAUGGAUAUCCCAGCUAG
Messenger RNA from Fusarium sp. VM40, 282 nucleotides. NCBI's taxonomy places the organism in Eukaryota, Fungi, Ascomycota, Sordariomycetes, Hypocreales, Nectriaceae. The record is from the annotation of a GenBank genome assembly.